AUGGAUAUGUCCAUCGGAUCUGGAUCGGAUCUGAGAUCCGGAUCUUCGGAUCUGUACCCGGGAAUAUGGUAUAUGACACCUGUUGUCUUAGGCAGCGACAAGACUACAGUAUCAGUUGCAACUGGAAACAACAAGUAUUAUCCACUCUAUGUGUCAAUUGGGAAUGUUUGCAACAACGUUAGACGUGCUCAUCGCGAUGCAGCCAGUAUCAUUGGGUUCCUUGCUAUUCCUAAAACAACAAAGGAACACACAACUGGCAAUGUGAAGUUCCGAAAGUUCCACCAGCAGUUAUUUCAUUGCUCGCUCUCUAAGAUUCUCAAGACACUUCGUCCUGGUAUCACAAAGUAUGAAGUUGCAUGGUUCGGUGAUGGUCACUUCCGUCGUGUGAUCUAUGGUCUGGGACCGUACAUUGCAGACUAUGAGGAACAAGUCUUAUUGACAUGCAUUGUGCGUGGUUGGUGCCCAAGAUGUUUGUUGUCACACAUCAAUCUAGAUGAAUCGGCUGGUUGGCAUUGUCGCCAUCAUACAGAUGCACUUGUUGAGGAGGGGACCCUAGAUGUAUUAUGGGAUGAGUAUGGUAUUGUUGGUGAUCUUGUCCCAGUCACAAAUGAUUUUGCUCAGGCCAACAUCCACCAACUUAUUACCUCUAAUAUCCUUCACCAGCUUAUCAAAGGCAUGUUUAAAGACCAUCUUGUGGACUGGGUUGAAAAAAUUGCUGCUGUUCCAGCCUUCACUGGUCUUCGGCGCUUCCCACAAGGACGAGGCUUUAAGCAAUGGAUGGGUGACGACUCAAAGGCACUCAUGAAGGUAUACUUAUCCGCUAUCGAAGGAUACAUCCCUCUAGAAAUGGUUCGAACAUUUCGAGCCUUCCUGGAGUUUUGUUAUCUUGUCCGAUGCAGCACCAUUACAGAGAAGACUCUCGAGCAAAUACAAGAGGCCCUUGACCGCUUCCAUUGA
Molecule: messenger RNA, 957 nt
Organism: Suillus subalutaceus
Lineage: Eukaryota; Fungi; Basidiomycota; Agaricomycetes; Boletales; Suillaceae
Exons: 6
Coding region: 1-957 (318 amino acids)
Source: RefSeq, a predicted model, not a curated record